AUGUCCGACAACGGCGAGGUUGAAGUCGAAAACCCAACCUCAGGUUGGCCCGUCCUGCCCAAAGAUGUCAUGCAAGAGAUUGGGAGCGUGAAGCUCUUCGGGCGCUGGAGUUAUGAGGAUGUCGAAGUCAGAGACAUCUCAUUGACCGACUACAUCCAAAUCCGAUCCCCUGUCUACAUCUCCCACUCCGCGGGUCGAUAUGCCGCAAAGCGUUUCCGAAAGGCACAAUGCCCCAUCAUCGAACGACUGACCAACUCCCUGAUGAUGAACGGUCGAAACAACGGCAAGAAGCUGAUGGCUAUCAGAAUCGUGGCACACUCGUUUGAGAUCAUCCACAUCAUGACCGACCAGAACCCCAUCCAAAUCGCCGUCGAUGCCAUCGUCAACUGUGGCCCUCGUGAAGACAGCACCAGAAUUGGCAGCGCCGGUACAGUCCGAAGACAAGCCGUCGAUGUGUCCCCUCUCCGCCGUGUCAACCAGGCCAUCGCCCUGCUCACCAUUGGCGCCCGCGAAGCCGCAUUCCGGAACGUCAAGAGCAUUGCCGAGUGCCUUGCCGAAGAGCUGAUCAACGCUGCCAAGGGAAGCAGCAACUCGUACGCCAUCAAGAAGAAGGACGAGUUGGAGCGUGUGGCCAAGAGCAAUCGGUAA
Molecule: messenger RNA, 648 nt
Organism: Fonsecaea nubica
Lineage: Eukaryota; Fungi; Ascomycota; Eurotiomycetes; Chaetothyriales; Herpotrichiellaceae
Product: 40S ribosomal protein S5
Exons: 3
Coding region: 1-648 (215 amino acids)
Biological process (GO): ribosomal small subunit assembly; translation
Cellular component (GO): ribosome; cytosolic small ribosomal subunit
Molecular function (GO): rRNA binding; structural constituent of ribosome; mRNA binding
Source: RefSeq, a predicted model, not a curated record